Alternaria postmessia is the source of this 1605-nucleotide messenger RNA. RefSeq lists its product as uncharacterized. Bases 1 to 1605 code for a protein of 534 amino acids. The transcript has a single exon. NCBI's taxonomy places the organism in Eukaryota, Fungi, Ascomycota, Dothideomycetes, Pleosporales, Pleosporaceae. The record is from RefSeq and is a predicted model, not a curated record.
AUGGAGUCUACCACUCGACACACGUCUCAAAGACGAACAACACGACCUCGGUCGACAAAUCCGUCGCCAGCAACAUCGACAUAUGGAUACCACAACACUUACCACACUCAUGCGCAACUUCCCAUUGGGUCACCGCCUUCGUAUGCCCGAGCCAUUGAUCCCCAGACCCGCCUCAUCCUCGAUGAGAGGACGAGGACAGAGAAGGAGGCAGUCCGCAGCACACAAUUACCACCGCCAUAUACCUGCACAGUCCACAUAGAGGGGCUUGUCGGGGUAAAGCAAGAGCUCUCGUCACCAUUUCAAGUUUCGGGACAUCGUGAGUGGAAUGAUGUUUACGCCAUACUUCGAGGCACGCAAUUGAGCAUACACCGUGUAAAGUACCCGGGACUCCUCAGCAAAAGCAAAGAGCCAUGUGCAGGACGAUUAAUACGAACCUAUUCUUUACAGCACGCUGAAGUCGGCGUGGCCUCCGAUUUCAAAAAGACGUCGCUGACACCAAAAUCCCCUUUUGCGCACUUGGUUCCCGCUGUUGCUCGGCCCAAACUAUACGAGACGGAUCCACAUCUUUUCGAGCCUGUACGGGAACAUGCCAUCCGGCUGCGCCUGGAGUUUGAGCAAUUUCUGCUUUGUCCAUCGAGCGAGGAAGGCAUGCUCGACUGGGUAGAAUCGUUUUGCGCCGCCAUCGACAUCAGCUCACCUCUAGAAGACCGCAGCGAGCCCCGCUACCGAAGUCUUCCUCGCAGGGGCAGACGACAACGCAUCUUGGAAAACGCGCAGUUUGGAGAGAACCUCGAGAGCCUGACAAGUCUAGAAGCCGGUCGACGCAUCAUUGCACAACAGGAGCAGAUUAUCCGCCAACUUUACCCACAUCUGGCUGGAACCCGGGAACCAGGUAUCAGCCACACAGCUCCUACGGCUGAUCUAGAACUCGACGAUUUCGACCCGGAGGAUGUCCGCUUUCCCACGCGAAUUGCGAGAGAUUCGCUAGCCCGCGUUUCUUCGCACGAUUACGAGCAAGGCGACGACGAACGUCCUGAAAGUGGCUUAUCGUCUGAUCCCAAGUCCACGUGUGCGCCACGGCCUUCGUCUGCGCAGACCCUGCGCUACCGUCGCCGUUGCGCCCCAGUGUUGCUUGCUUCUUCCCCACGUGUUAGCGAUGUAGUCUUUGGCAAAGGCCAACGCUUCCGCAUUAGCGUCAAGGCUCACAUGCUCGUCGACUAUACCCCGCACCCACCUCGGUACGACGUUCACGGCUUUGCGAAAUCCAAGCGCCCUGCAAGGAUCGCAACGGAUCACCACUCUUCAACGGCUGCCGCAGACAAGACUGUAUCUACGACUGUCUUGCCGGAAAGGCCCAGCUCGCCUCUUCGUGGUGUCAGCGAUGAUUCCAUCACUUCCAUCACUUUUGGCGAAGACCUUGGCCCUGUUCGCUCAAAGUCGACUAGUGAUGCUACGGGCCCGUCAGGCCCACCAUCGCCGUCUGGCAUGUCGCAAACGAAAGUCGAUGCUGCGCGCCAACUGGAGACGAUGGGAAAGCGUCGACCGAGCGAGGAUAGCCGCGAGACAGGCUUGAGCGUUACCUUUGGUGCUGGCUUGAUGAUUUGA